AUGUCGAUUAGCUGGCAGAGGCCGACUUCCCACUUCCUUGUCGACCUGUCGUCCAGGAGCGCCGACCGUGAGCCCGGAAAGGCUGCCCUGCCCCUCUCUCUGAGAGGGGAGAGACCCCCAGCCUUCACCAGAAACGCCUCAAACCCCUUCCUCAUGCUGUUGCGGGCCACUCUGCUGGUCCUGGCAAUGGACCGUGGGAUAUGUGUGCUGAUCCUGAGGCCCGUGCUGAGAGCCGCCCCUUCCAGCCAGCCUCUGGAGGGGAGCCCGCUCACCCUGACCUGUGACAUCCAGAUGGACCCCCAGAGUCCGGGCCCCCCGAGACCAGACCCCCAACUUCACUUCUCCUUCUACAAAGACUCCAAGAUGGUGCGGGGCUGGGACAGGUCCCCGGGCCACCGGAUCCACACGGCCCAGCUGGGGGACUCGGGGGUCUACCUGUGCCAGGCGGCCACCCUGACCUUCACCAUCCGAAAGCAGAGCGCCCAGCAACACAUCCGGGUGAAGCGAGUCCCGGUAUCCGGCGUCACCCUGGAGGCCAAACCCCCCGGGGGGCAGGUGGAGGAAGGGCGGAGGCUGGUGCUGGUCUGCUCGGCAGCCGCGGGCACGGGACCCGUCAACUUCUCCUUGCACCGAGCUGGCCGGGACUGGGCGAGGUCCUUGAAGACGGUGGCGGGGACGAGGAGGAUGGCGGAGAUGGAGCUGGCUGCUGUGAGGGAGAGCGAUGGUGGGGAAUACCAGUGUGCGGCCAGCAACGGCGAUGGUUUGGUGACCAGUGACGGGUUGAACGUCACAGUGACCGGAAGCGGCAGGCGGAAGCGGGCAGUGGUUCUCGGGGCGGUCACGGCUCUGCUCGCCUGCAUCGGGGCUGUGGCGGCUCUGCUGUUCCGCUCCCGGCCCUGGAGGAAACCAGAGACCCCUCAGGACCUCGAGACCCCUCCCCAACUCCAGGAGAGGCGAUGCAGCCAAUCUACAGCAAUGGACAGCACGGUGGACGCAGACCCGGAGGAACUGGAGCCAGGAGACGCCGCCCCUUCUGGAAUGGAGCCGGACCCCUUCUCUGACUCAAGCUUGACCCUCCCCCAAUUCUUUCCCGCCCCCUCCUCAUCCCCUCAGUUCCCUGAGAGGAAGGGAAACGACACGGGCCUCCCCCAACUUCCUCCUUUUAUUUCCUCUCUCACUUCAUGUGCCGCCUCUCAGCACACGCCUCUCCACCUCUUCUUCCCCCCCGUCUACCCCUCCUUUGGCUGA
Messenger RNA from Ornithorhynchus anatinus (platypus), 1248 nucleotides. Its product is annotated as Fc receptor-like protein 4. Gene Ontology annotation, biological process: cell surface receptor signaling pathway. Gene Ontology annotation, molecular function: transmembrane signaling receptor activity. The coding region runs from base 1 to 1248 and encodes 415 amino acids. The record is from RefSeq and is a predicted model, not a curated record. Lineage: Eukaryota; Metazoa; Chordata; Mammalia; Monotremata; Ornithorhynchidae. The transcript has 8 exons.